This is a messenger RNA of Durotheca rogersii, 564 nucleotides long. RefSeq names its product cwf21-domain-containing protein. The record is from RefSeq and is a predicted model, not a curated record. The coding region runs from base 1 to 564 and encodes 187 amino acids. The transcript has 2 exons. Lineage: Eukaryota; Fungi; Ascomycota; Sordariomycetes; Xylariales; Xylariaceae.
AUGUCCGACAACGUCGGGCUCUCGACGCCGCGCGGCAGCGGCACCUCGGGCUAUGUCCAGCGGAACCUGGCGCACCUGCGGCCGCGCGACCGCGCCGCGCCGUACCACUCGCGCGACCUCGACAGCCUGAAGCACCGCCAGCGCCAGCCGGACCGCGAGAUCCUCGAGCACGAGCGCAAGCGCGAGGUCGAGGUCAAGGUCUUUGAGCUGCGCGACCGGCUCGAGGACGAAGGGAUCGACGAGGACGAGAUCGACAAGCAGUGCGCGGCGCUGCGGACGGAGCUGCAAGCGAAGCAGGCGGCGGGGGGCAAGGGCCGGGUCCGCGACCCGGCGGUGGACGGCGCGCCGCGCCGGCAGCUCAAGGCGCACCAGGUCCACGAGCUGGCCGACGCCAAGAUCAAGGAGAGCGAGCGCCUGCGCAACGCCCUCCGCAUCAGCAAGGACUACGAGGAGGGCGGCCACUGGAAGCGCCAGGAGGAGCGCCUGCGCAAGGCCGUCGAGCGCGAGAGGGAGCCGCCCGCGCCCGCGCCGGAGGACCGGGGUCGGGACCGGGACAGAGAUUAG